Molecule: messenger RNA, 801 nt
Organism: Trypanosoma cruzi
Lineage: Eukaryota; Euglenozoa; Kinetoplastea; Trypanosomatida; Trypanosomatidae
Exons: 1
Coding region: 1-801 (266 amino acids)
Source: RefSeq, a predicted model, not a curated record
AUGCGUCCUGGUUGCAGAAGGAGCGACCGGCAAAUGGCAGAGCGAAUCUCGUUUCAUUCUUCCCAUGAAAUGCGGCCCUCUCUCUGGGCGCUGCGUUGCAUUGCUCUUCACCCCGCCGCUCUUACUUGUUUGGCGCUCCAUCAGUUGAUUGUUGUGGCGGAAGAAAGACGACGACAAUCCACCAGCGAUCAUGACAGGGAAGUUGAGGUGCUGUUGAGCCGUCUUCUGGAGUGGCCACUUCCAGUCCUGACUCGCUGCGCCUCUACCCUCCACGUGUUGCGAGGCGUUGUGCGGGGGUGGAUCAGCACGGUUCAGGCGAAAGCACCUCCUCCAUCCCGAUCUCAGUUUUCGGCGUCUCCUACAACGCCUUAUCGAAGACUUUACAACAUCUGCCUCUGGCAACGGCGCUACCCACUCUUUAUUCUUACUCCUGUGCUUGACGCGUUUGGAGAGCGGCUGUCAUGUCAGGCGCUUAAUGACAUUUUGGAGGCACUUUCAGGUUACAUUUUGGGUCCUUUGAACGAUAUUCCUCAAUUACUACGAUGUGACGUGCUUAUGACAUAUCACAGGCUUCCAUUUCAUCAACAACUGCAGCUGAUGAAGUCUUUUCGCACGGGCUAUGCGCUUGAAGAAUGUGAGGCACCACCACCACCGGAGUUGUACAUUGGAGAACACGUGCGUCACGUACCGCCGCGCUUUGGAUCGCAUAAUAUCAGUGCCGAGCAAUAUGCGGAGCUGCGGCGAGCUUUUGAGCUGCACAAAAGGGCAGGAAUAAGGCGACUUCUUGCAUGUACGCCUUAA